AUGAACAGCCCGCCCUCCAUCUCCCACUUAGAGGCUCUGCCCGCAGAGCUCUUCAACCGCGUUCUGAGCUACGUGUUAAAUCCUUACGAUUGCGAGAUCGAAGAGUCCAACACCACAUUCGGCGGUUACCACUUCGAGACUUCUCUUCUGCGAAUCAGUAAGAAUAUCCAUCAGCUUGCAAAAAGCUAUGUGCAUCACGCACUGUCUUGGGUACGGUUCGACAUCAACUGGGGCGCUCUCGCAAUUCAGCCCCACUGGCUUGGUGUAAAAUACAUCAAUAUUCGCCAUGUCAAAGCCGCCAAAACACUUCCGGACGGAUACCUGAACCUGAGUCUGAGGCCCGUACCUCAGGAAGCUCCAGCUGGGCGUUUGCACGUCAAGAUAGAGCUACCAAGUGCUAGCAACGAUGCCCAGGAGAAGAUAACACGCAUGGUUAAGAGCAAUGCAAACACCUCAAUGUCACUGCUAGUACUUGCGAAAGACUUAGCUGGCUUCAUGAAGGCACUUCGCAUCAACGACCUCAUUUAUUGCCACCGCAACUUCCCGGGAACUCCAAUUCCCGAUGGUAUACGUGCGCGUCGCGGUGUUCAUGGCAUGAAAUCUGAAAUCGUCGUUGCGCGCGGCCAACAGCUACAGCGCUAUCAACAUCCCAUCUUGGAGUUAUAA
Messenger RNA from Alternaria arbusti, 666 nucleotides. RefSeq lists its product as uncharacterized. The record is from RefSeq and is a predicted model, not a curated record. The transcript has a single exon. NCBI's taxonomy places the organism in Eukaryota, Fungi, Ascomycota, Dothideomycetes, Pleosporales, Pleosporaceae. Bases 1 to 666 code for a protein of 221 amino acids.